Messenger RNA from Centropristis striata (black sea bass), 1080 nucleotides. RefSeq names its product GTPase IMAP family member 7-like. Gene Ontology annotation, molecular function: GTP binding. Lineage: Eukaryota; Metazoa; Chordata; Actinopteri; Perciformes; Serranidae. The transcript is spliced from 3 exons. The record is from RefSeq and is a predicted model, not a curated record. The annotation marks the transcript as partial.
UCAGUGUCUGACACAAAGAGGAUUGUGAUCUUGGGAAAAACUGGAGCUGGGAAAAGCAGCCUGGCUAACACCAUAUUUGGAGAAGAACUGUUCAUGAUCGGCGACAGUGCCAACUCUGAAACAAAUAAAUGUCAAGCAAAAACCAGAUCUGUCAACGGAAGAAGCAUCACUCUGAUUGACACUCCUGGUUUGUUUGACACAGACAGACCUGAAGAGGAGCUGAAGGCUGAGAUAGUGAGGUGUAUCACAGAGUGCUCUCCUGGGCCUCAUGCUUUUCUCAUUGUGCUUAAAGUGGAGAGAUACACAGAGCAAGAAGAGGCUGUCAUCAACAAAAUAAAAGAAUACUUUUCUGAAGAAGUCUUCAAAUAUGCAACAGUUCUCUUCACUCAUGGAGACCAGCUCAAAGGACAGACAAUUAUAGAUUUUGUCCAAAAGAAUAAGUCAUUGAGUGAUCUUGUUGAGAAGUGUGGAGGACGCUGUCAUGUCAUUGAUAAUAAAUACUGGAAGAACGACCAGCAGGAUGAAUACAGAAGCAACAAGUUCCAGGUGGAGGAGCUCCUCAAGACAAUAGAUGAGAUAACUGAGGCAAACAGAGGAGGCUGCUACACCAAUGAGAUGCUACAAGCAGCAGAGGAAAUGAUCCAACAAGAGGAGGAGCGCAUUAGAGAGUCAUCACCAAACAUGUCAGAGGAAGAGAUCAGAGGACAGGCUAGACUCAACACAUCAAGAUUAAUCAAGAUUUUGAUCAGACUGGCAGGUAUCACAACAGGUGCAUUGUUAGGAGCUUUGUUUGGUGUGGGAGUGAGUGUUGUAGUUGUGGCUGCAGUGGCAGCUGCAGCGGGAGCGGUGACUGGAGGUGUUAAAGGAUAUCAUGCAGCUGAGGAUGCAGAGACAGUAAAGGAAGGAGCAGAGAAGGCAGCAAAGGCUGUCUUGGAUGGAGCCAAAUCUGUUUUAGAUCAAAUGCUGCAAAAUGCACUAAACUACCUGAAAUGUUUAGUGCUGCAGCAGCUGGAGCUGACUCAGCACGGCACCAGGGCGCAACACCGGCAAGUGAUGAUGGAGGUGCCUUCAGGGAAUUAA